Molecule: messenger RNA, 2568 nt
Organism: Lentinula edodes (shiitake mushroom)
Lineage: Eukaryota; Fungi; Basidiomycota; Agaricomycetes; Agaricales; Omphalotaceae
Product: WD40 repeat-like protein
Exons: 7
Coding region: 1-2568 (855 amino acids)
Biological process (GO): maturation of SSU-rRNA from tricistronic rRNA transcript (SSU-rRNA, 5.8S rRNA, LSU-rRNA)
Cellular component (GO): t-UTP complex; small-subunit processome; 90S preribosome
Molecular function (GO): RNA binding; protein binding
Source: RefSeq, a predicted model, not a curated record
AUGCCCGACGCGACGAGCACUGUCUCUGUCCAUCGCUGUCGAUUUAUAGACCUUGAUCCUUCUGCCAUCACUGCCAUUGCUUUUCCUCCGCUCCCCCUUCCCUCUAUCAAGCGCCAAAAGCAUUUUUCAAAAUACCCAGAAUUUGGAACUUUGGCCGUUGGACGUGCUAAUGGAAGUAUUGAUCUCUACGAAUGGACAGGUUCGAAAAACGACCCGCAGUCGAACCAAGCUUGGGUGAUAAGAAAGACUUUGCCUGGAUUGUACCCUUCAAAAGUCGAUUCUCUUGCAUUUAUCAUUCGGGAACCUCAUACAAUAAAAAAGGACCAGGUUCCGUCAUCUUUUGAUCUACGGUUAUUCAGCUCAGGAGGAGGCAGUGAGCUUCUGGAAUGGGAUAUAGAAAGUUCGACCAUACGGAGAACGAUCAAUUCACAAGGCGGAACCAUAUGGUCUGUUGCAGCAAAUCCUGCUGGAACCAUGCUUGCUUUAGGUUGCGAAGAUGGAACGAUUAGAUUCAUAUCCGUCGCAGACGACACUCUCACUCAUUCUAAGCGUCUUGAUCGCGUAAAAGGUCGAAUUUUGAGUGUCGCUUGGGGCCCGCCGAUACCGAAAGAGAGUACAAGUGAAGACGAAGAUGAAAACGACGACGACGACGAUGAAUGGAUCGACUCAUGGUUAGUAGCCGGCUGUUCAGAUAGCAGUUUGCGAAAAUGGGACGCUUCUACUGGUAGAAUGCUUGACAAAAUGGGCACGGAUAAAAUACGCGGGGAAAGGACGUUAGUCUGGACAGUAGCCACUUUAGGAGAUGGAACUAUCAUUUCUGGAGACUCGUUAGGCAUGGUGAAAUUCUGGGACUCGCGAACUUGUACCCAACUGCAGAGCUUCAGUUCACAUGGAGCGGAUGUUCUGUGUCUUACAGUAGGCCCGGACGGACUCGCAGCAUACUCUUCCGGCGUGGACCAGAAGCUCGUUCAAUACUCUCGCGUCAAGACCAGCCAAGGGUCCGAAAACUCUUCCGAGGUUAGAUCGAAAAUGCGUUGGAUGCAGACAUCCUCUCGUCGAAUGCACGCACAUGACGUUCGCUCUCUAGCAAUAUGGCCACCAUACACUCCUCUUCCUUCGUCACACAAGCGACAUUUUCCUUCAGACAUCGCGCCUGUCAUUGCAUCGGGCGGCUUGGAUAUGUCUGUUGUUGUCACUCCUGCCGCGCUUCCAUCGAGUACAUUAUUGUCUAAAGUAAUUAACCCGCUUGCAACAAGCGUACACGCUAAUUUUGACGAUUCAUAUCAUCGCCGUCUCGCUUAUUCCUCUGGACCCUCGUCCACCUCUGCCAUUCAUGUAGCUCGCCAGGCGCGUCUGGUAUCAUGUAUGCAGGAAUCGCGUUUGAGUAUAUGGAGAAUCCUCAAAAGACCUUCUUUAUCGGACGAAGACGAAGAAGAAAUGAUGGAGGAGACCGACUCUGCUGAUUGGGAGAAAUGUGUAGAGAUGGAAUUGGAUGUCCAUACUAACCUUGUGGCUUCUGCGAUAUCGGAUGAUGGAAAAUGGCUCGUGGUCUCCGAUUUAUAUGAGACCAAACUCUUUCGUUUAAUAACCGAUGCUGAAGGACGAGUAAAGCCUAGACGAAUACGAGAUUUUGCUUCAAUAAUCUCACUUCAUCUGCCGCAGAAACCCGCCUCUACAGGUGGCCUAUCUUUUGCCUUUACUCCCGAUUCCACAAAACUGGUUAUGUCAACUGCAUUGACAUCGUAUAUCCUUGUCAUAGACAUUAGCGAGGAAAAGCCGCGGGUUCUGCGGAAGUUUGACCACCACCGACAGCGAAAUAACCUUUCAAACGAUCGGGUUACGAAAGACCUCAAAACAAUCAAUGAUGACGUUGAAAUGGGCUCUGAUGUUGAGGAAGAUAGUAGCGACGACGAUGAUUCACCUCUUCUAGGGAGUGUUACCCGUAUGGCUGUCAGUGCAGAUGGACAGUGGUUAGCAACGUCAGAUGAUCGCAGUAGAACUCACAUCUUCAACUUGGACUCCAUUCAGCAUCACUGCGUUCUGCCAUCCUUCUUGCAUCCCGCCCAAUCCAUCGCAUUCAGCUCUUCUAAUCCCAACCUCAUCGUCCUCGCUUUCCCGAACAACACCUUCCAGAUAUAUGAUGUUGAAACACGUCAAUUCCCUUCCUGGGCUCGAGAGCUAUGUGACAAUCUUCCCAAAAAAUUCACACAUCUUCACGAUCCCAUUAUCGGUGUUAUAUUUGAGCCUCUAGUCCCUGGUGCACCUUCAAAGUCGUCCGGGAGAUUCGCUGUCUUUUGGGGAUCAACUUGGCUAUGUAAAAUCAAUUUCGACGAUGGUCCCAUGAAGAGUGAUGACUUUUCGCGGAAGCGUCGGCGGGAAAACUACAAACUGCAAAAGAAUAACCAUGAAGGUUUGGAGGAGCAGCUGAAGUUGAUCACGCAGUACCGCCCCAUAUUGUUCGUUGACUACUUGGGACCUGGAGAGCUGAUUGUAGUAGAGAGGCCGUUGAUUGAUGUGCUUGCUACAUUACCGCCCGCGUAUUUCAGACACAAGUACGGUGCUUCGUAG